Cylicostephanus goldi is the source of this 401-nucleotide messenger RNA. The record is from the annotation of a GenBank genome assembly. NCBI's taxonomy places the organism in Eukaryota, Metazoa, Nematoda, Chromadorea, Rhabditida, Strongylidae.
AUUAUAUUUAGAUUCUGAAUUCGCUUUCGAGCAUUGGGCUACCAUCAACUAGUGACGACACCGAUGGCGUGACUCUCAGUGGAAUAACACUUGCUGUAGAGGCCCUAAGUCAACUCAGCGAUGCACAGAUGAAUGGUGACGCUGUCCAUCCUGCUGAGAAAAAGGAGAAAACGGUCACAAAAGAAAGGACUAACUUUUCUCGAAUGCCUAAGUGUUGGGAGACACCUUCGACAUCAUCAGAAGUUACCGACACGGAACGCAAAGUGGUGGAAAAUGCGGGCUCCAUUGUUAUUUUCACAUCUUUCACCGAAGCUGAGCGUUUGACUGAGCUGGAACGCGAGGUCGCAGAUGUGAUAAAAUGUCGGAAUAGAAUCAUCAAAUCUCUCCAGGAUAGUUCGUAA